Molecule: messenger RNA, 2092 nt
Organism: Bemisia tabaci
Lineage: Eukaryota; Metazoa; Arthropoda; Insecta; Hemiptera; Aleyrodidae
Gene: Reg-5
Product: Rhythmically expressed gene 5
Source: RefSeq, a predicted model, not a curated record
UUAGUAAACAAACGAGGCCCGCUCUAUGUGUCCGUGCCGCCGCUGCGCUCUCCAGAGUUUUUCGCGAUGUCUUGUCCCGAUUUUGUGUGUGUUUUGUGGCCCCUGAUCGUUUCGCUCUUCGUGAGCUAUGCCGCCGGAUCUGGGAUACCUAUGUGGGAGUUCUUGGGCCGCGAUGAAAAAGUUAACCAUCUAUUCAAAAUGUUCGCUAACCAAGUGACCGUUUUCUGCACGGAGUCUUCGAUGCCCGACUGCAACAAAAGACUGUUGAUGUACGGAAGGUGGAAUCUGGAAAAAAUGGGAGACGAUCACCUUGAUGAAAUGGACCCUUAUCAAAGAGGAGCAACUAAGUUGAUAUGGGAUUCAAUGAUGAAGGGAUCAAUGAAGCCACAAUCUUCAACACUUGCCCCUCAAAACCCGAAUGCAGAUCCACUUGAGUCAACCCCAGAUGGCAAUCAACUAGGAGCUGCUUCGACUAACGUUGAAGAAAUAGCCAAUCCUGACGGUUAUAUGAUUGAAGGCCCGAUGGUGGUUAGAGUUUUACCAGAUGGCAGACCAGUUCCGGAGGAUAAAAAUCGACCUCUGCCACAAGACGAAGACGCUCAAGAAUAUAUAUCCAUGAGAUCGAAGCCCGCGCCAUCUUUAAAUGAGAUCCUCAAGGCCAAAUUUACCUCUUUCCAGGAUUCUCAGCCAGUCAAAAGUCAGAACUGAGAGACUUCAAUUUCUGUAAAUAUUUGUAUAGUCUGGCUUUCAAAUUGUGAUAAUAAUCAACAAAGAUUUGUUAUUUAUUGAUCCAAACGAUUAAGUGGAAUGUACAUAAACCGUGUCGAGUGUUAUUUAUGCAAUUUUUUUUUUAUAAUUUAUUUAAUUUAUUUGAUUACCUCAUUGGAUGUCAUGAUUUAAUAAAAGAGGAAAUUUUUGAAGCAGCCUUAAAAAUGCCCUGCUCUCUAAAACAGGACGGAUUUGAUUUGACCGAAAUCUGCCUAACUACAUCAAACGUUGCCUGAUUUCCUUUUUUAAGAUUUUUCUUUCUCUUGAAAUAGAAAACUAAGUAUCAACUUGAAAGUUCUAACUUGAGUUUAGUUCUAAGUUCUAACUUGAAAUUUGGUUGGAUGCCUGCAGUAACCAAGAGCAAAUUCAUAGAAAGUUUCAAAGCAUUUUGUUAUUUCAUUUUCUGAUAACAAAAUAAAACAGCUAGAGAAUGAGAAACAACUUAAUCAGCCAAAAUACACAUAAUAAAAGAGUAAUUGCGAGACCGAGACCGUCUCGGUCUCCCAAUUACAGCGGAGCGACGGCUCGUUUUUGUUUUUAAUUUAUUUUCCGGUUGAUAAUGAAAUUGUUAUUAUUUUGAAACGUUCUGGGUUUUGUUUAUUCCUUUUUCUUUAUUUGCAGCCUUUUCCCCAAAUUAAGUUGUUCUUUUAAAACAGCUAGGAGAGAAAAUUAGGUAACAAUAAAUGCAGUCGGGCUGACUCUGGUUAAACUCAGCCAAAUAAUAAACAUCAUUCAAAGUGAUCCCAACAAUAGCUUCAACAUAGCUAAAUCUGAGCUGUGAAACAUUUCGUGUUGUGAAAGAAAUUCUACUGUAAUAGAGAUAAUUGGUUUCUUCGUGAAAAAUAUUUUAACUGAAAAGUAAAAAAAAUUAUACUUAUGUGAAUUUGAAUGCAAAUGAAAAUUUAUCGAUGUGAAGUCCGCACAUAUUGACAGAAAAAAAGAAGACAAACCAGGCUGGGUCUUCCCUCAGAAUGGAGAAUUUUCCUCACACUUUUGAAUCCGAAGUGAGAUUUAUUUAUUCUAGGAUUAGUGGUAUGUAAAUAUAUAGUGAGAGUAAGUAUUGAGAGUGAUUCUUCCAAAGGCAUUUAUUAAUGCAAUGAUCAGUUUCUGUGAAAAAUAUUGAUAAUCGUCAUUAAUGGAGUAAUUCUCUCUUUCCUUUCUAAUUACGAUUUUUAUACUUCGUAUUUAUUUAUUUAUUAAUUUAUUUUUUAUUUUUCCUUUUUGUACUUCUUCAUGCAAGACUAUUUGUUGUCUCUUUUUUGCAUACAUAUGUUUUUCUUUGGAAUAAAGUUUAUUUAUUUAAAAAUAAAUAGAAGACAAAAUU